GUGAGCCCAGCCAAAGAGGAUCCCUCCUCUUCCGCCUCCAGAUUUUGAAGGGGGCGAAGCCGUUCCCACAGCGAAGGAAAGGAAAAGAGGUUCUGCUCGCGGUGUCUGAGCAUUCCCUGCUGGAAUCGGCGGGGAACGCGCUGAGUGUUCCUGUCCUGGACGAGCGGGACCCUGGGGCUGGGCUGAUCCCAUCGCACCCUCCCCGAGCCGCUGCUCCGGCCUUUUCCUGGCCACACGGUGGCACAAGAUGCCAGAAAUUCACUUUUCAGAAGCCCUCGAGUCCCAUCGCCAGGCGGGCUCGGGGUUCCCGGUGCCGCUGCUGUCUCCAUCCAACCCAGGAAUUGCUGUUUGGAGCCUUUGUGGCUGAAAACCCCUCUGUGAAGGGUUUUUGGGAGUUGUGGGAUGUGGAGUAUAAACUGAAAAUCCCUUUGCAGAAAGGCUGUGGAGAGAGAUGAUCCCAGCACACACAAGGGCUGCAGGAAAAGCUGCUCACGGGUGUUUUAGAGGCAGAGCGAGCCCCUGCUCCUCUCGGAACCGGGCCGGAGGCGAGCUCCAGCUCUGCUCCAGGCUCUGGGAGAGGAGUGAGCUGUGGGGAAGGGAUAGGGAUGGAUCUUCUGGGGCAUGGAAAUGGAUGGGUGGAUGUCCCCUGGAAUUUUUAUUCCUGUGGGAACCCCCUGCCCUGCCCGGCAGAGCCUCCGAUGGAUCCCAGCGCGGUGCCGGAGCCACGGGCAGCUCCUUCCCGGGGGAGCAGGAACAGGAGUGGGAACAGGAGUGGAGACAGGAGCAGGAGUCAGGACAGGAGCAGGAGUCAGGACAGGAACGAGGACAGGAGCAGGAGUGAGGACAGGAGCGGGAGCUGCGCUGCUGCCACUCCCGGGAGGAGCCUGGGAGGGGAAUGAGGGAGGGAGAGGAGGCAGCGGCAGGAAAACAGGCUGGGAAUAGCCGGGGUACCGGGAGUCCGUGCCGGCGCCGCACACCCAUGGUACAGCCUCGGGGCUGCUGCUCUCGGCGCAGCGGAAUUGCCAGCGGAUGUUUUAAAUCGGGCCAGUCCGGGGCUGUUUUCCCUUGGCAGAUGCUGCUGUGCCGUCCCGCGGAGUUGCUGGGAACCACCUGGGUGCUCCUGGCAGGGCUGCUGCUGCCGUUCCCUCCAGCUCUGGAAGCAGCAGGACCUGUCCACAGAGCUGCUGCUGUGGGAUCCUCAGUGCUGUUCCCUGGGCUGGAAAACAUCACCCACAGCGAUUCCAUGUGCUGGGAAUUCCUCAAUGGCAGCGGCCCCCACCCCAUCCUGCAGCACCACGGGGGGAUCCUGGCCCCAGCCAUCCACGCUCCCUAUGCAGGACGAGCUGUUUUCCAUCCAUCCAACGGAUCUCUCCUGCUGGAGGAUGUCCAGGAAAGUGACAGUGGCACCUACAGAGUGACAGGAGACAGGGAGAGCCUGGAAAUCCAGCUGGAAGUGCUCAAGCCUGUGUCUCACCCUCAGCUCUGGACCAGCAGCCUCGUGGCUGGGGCCACUGGCCAGGUGCUCUGUGAGGUGGCAGAGGGCAGAGUGGACAUCAUCACCUGGAGGAAGGAUGGGCAGCCCCUUGCCCCAGACGGAGUUUCCCAGCUGUCCAGCAGCCACAGCGUUCUGUACCUGAGGCCAGCCAAGAGGUCAGACUGUGGCUCCUAUUCCUGCAACGCCAGCAACAGGAUCAGCUGGCAAGAAACGUCCUUGGAGGUCACCAUUGAAGGUCUCUCUGCUCGCUUGAAGUAUGCCCUGAGGAUGGCAGUGGUCGCUGUGAUCUUCGCUGUUAUCUCGGCGUGGGGAUUAAUUAUUCCUGUCUGCCAGUCCCAAAAGCUCAGGAUAAGAGGGGAUCUCUGGAGGUGGCUCAGCUCCUACACCUGUGGGCUGGUGUGCAUCGCCUGCAUCCUGGAUGGCACCACCGGCGUCCUCUGGAUGUGGGAGGAAGGCCCUUCUGUGGCUGUGAUACUGCCUGGGAUCACCCUGAGCUACCUCACCGUGGUCACCUUCCUGGUUGCCAUCACUGUGAUUUUCCAGCCUACAGAUUUCAGCCAUCUGAAGAGCAAAAAAGCACAGCGCACCAUGGGCUACGCCGCGCCUGGGGCCGUGGUGGCCGUGGUGCUGAGCAGCUCCUUCCUCAUCAAGAGCAUCUAUCACCGCCACGAAGAAGGAUGCACAGAGUUCAUGGAUGUGACCAUCCUGGUGGCCACCACGGCGGUUGUGGCAGCCCUGCCACUCCUCGCCAUCGGCCUCUGCUAUCAAAGGACUCAGGGCUGGCACAAGGACCACGAAGACUCUUGGGCAGACAAAGUCAGCUCCUUCAAGAUGUCUCAGGCAGACACCAAGGACACCAUUCCCAGCUGAGAUCCAUGGGGUGUUUCUGACUUGGCUAAGCCAGCCCAAGCCUUCCCCCAGGUUCAGUGGCUCCAGGGGUCACAGUUUUGGGUCCUCUAUGAUCCUCAUAAUAAAUGUCCAUGAAAUUAA
This is a messenger RNA of Catharus ustulatus (Swainson's thrush), 2485 nucleotides long. RefSeq lists its product as uncharacterized. The coding region runs from base 896 to 2365 and encodes 489 amino acids. The transcript is spliced from 10 exons. Lineage: Eukaryota; Metazoa; Chordata; Aves; Passeriformes; Turdidae. The record is from RefSeq and is a predicted model, not a curated record.